GAGAACGUUAGUUGACGCUCAGCUGUGGACGUGGGAGGUGUGCUGUGCCGGGCCUGUGCGUGUGGCUAUGUUUUAAUGUGUCCCUUGAACCGGAAUCUAUUAAACAAACAUCAGUGUGGAUAGUACGAGUGCUUGGCGUGUUGGGUGAGCCAGGGACGGGAAGGGAACAGCGCCGCGGCAUGGCUACGGGAAGAAGACGAAUACAGCAAACAACAACGAUGACAACAACAAGGAUGACAACACUGGUGGCAACACUCCUCCUACUGUCCCACUUCACCCCUGGGACCUCAGGCUUCUCCUUGGGGGCCCCUGAUACCACCUGUGGGAACCUGGAACCAGCUCACGGCGUCCCUAGGCAGAGGACCCCCGCCCCUUACACCCUAACUCCCUCGGCGGUGGAGAUCGAGGGUGGCAAGCAGCUUCUGGUAACACUGCAGGCCGCCGAAGGGACCGCGUUCAAGGGGUUUCUGGUGCAGGCGCGGAAUUCCGAUACUCAGGAGGUGGUCGGAACUUUCUUCACAACGGACCACAAAUACCUUAACUGCGAGAAUGGCAUGAAUAACGCCGUCACCCACCAAGGACCUGCCAGCAAAUCCAAGGUCACCCUCACGUGGGAGGCGCCCUCGGACUUCAGCGGCGAUGUGGUCUUCACCGGCUCCUUUGUGCAGCAGCGAACGAUCUUCUGGGUGGGCGUCCCAUCAGAGAAGGUCACCGUCAAGAGGUCAGCACCGCCUCCACCACCAGCAGAAGUAGCCCCUGAAACUACCACCCCCACCACCACCACAACAACAACAACAACAACAACCACCACCGCACCAAUAUCACCUUCUGUAAGCCCCUCCGCUGAGCCAGGUCGUGAGGUGAAUGCAGGUGAUGUGGUCAUAAAUGUGGUUGAUGCACCUAAUAGUUCAGAUGUAGAUGAGAAUGACCUCCAAGCAGUUACUCCUCAGGGCGAUUCUGCUCCCCCGCCCACCACUCUCCCCCCAUCUCCUUCCCCCUUCCCCUCCUCCACCCAUAUUAUCCCCACCCCUAGUUUGGUUAGUACAGAGAGUAGUGUUCCUAGUGAAGCGAAUGUUGGUGAGCAGGCAGCGGCAGAGGAGGAAACAGCAACAGAGGGAGAGGCACUAGAGGAUGAGGAACCCUUGCCAGAUUUGCCGUCAAGCCCCAAGCCGGCCCGAGACCCUCCGAACCGCAAGUUUGGUCUGCUGGGACGGAGACGCACCACCAGCACCUCCAGCACCAGCACCACCACCACCACUACCGCCAGACCCCGGGAGCCCAGUCAAGAUUUGUCCCCAGAGGCCGCUAAGCUGGAGCGAGACUUGAUCAACAUUUACGAUGCUUGUGGCAGCGAGAAGGGCUGUUUCGGCUUCCCCUCGGCAUGUGAGGACACCAAGACGUGCUCCUUGUUGGUCACCUACUCCAAGGUGUCGUCUGGCUACAAGUUUGAGAUCAUGGGGAGCAGCACGGCAGGCUAUGUGGCUGCCGGCCUAUCCGAUGACGAGAAGAUGGGGACCGACAGUGUGAUGGCGUGCACUGUGUCCGGCUCACAGGUGGAUGUUGUCAUGGGCUACAACAACGGCAAGAGUAAUGAGCUUCUGGUGGAUAGCAAGAUGGGGCUGAGUGAGAUCCAGGCGGGUGUGGUUGACGGCAAGACAUACUGCACCUUCGUCCGAGAUGCUUACACCGAGAUCACCGGCAACGUGUUUGACCUCGAUAACAAACGCUUCCACCUCAUGCUGGCCACUGGACCCAUCUCUGCCAAUGGCCUGAGCUACCACGACCAGCGCACAGUUUCCUCCGGCACGGUGGCGAUGGAUUCCUUUGAGUCAGUGGCGGCCCGGAGUGACCUGUUCCGCACCCUGCACGCUUGCUUCAUGGUCGGGGCGUGGAUCUGCGCUGCCUCGUGUGGCAUCAUGGUGGCCCGCUACUACAAGAAGACCUGGAUGAGGCACCGCAGCUGUGGCAUCGACCAGUGGUUCCAUCUCCACCGUUUCUUCAUGGGACUCACCUGGUGCUUGACGAUUGCCGGCUUCGUCCUCAUCGCUUACUAUGUCGACGGAUGGACCGAGAUCGAGCCUCACGACAACCCACACGCCAUCAUUGGAAUAGUGUCCAUAUGCCUCUGCUUCAUCCAGCCCUUCAUGGCGCUGUGUCGCUGUGCCCCAACAAGCAAGAACCGCCCCUUCUUCAACUGGUUCCACUGGUUUGUCGGUAACGCGGCGCAGAUUCUCGGCAUCACCGCCAUCUUCUUUGGGUAUGACCUGAUCGGUUCGCCGAAGUGGGUCGUCUUUAUCCUCAUCAUCUUCAUUGCCUUCCACUGCAUUGUCCACCUCAUCCUCUCGGUUGGGCAGUGCAUGAGCGAUUCCCGAGCAGAGUCCAGCAGCAACGUGUACCCCAUGAAGGAACUGAAUGGCAGCCGCACUCCCCUCCAGCCCACGGACAAGAACACUGAUGCUCCAGGCGCCUCGUUCCGCAAGGUGAUGCUCUUCUUCUACUUCCUCGGGAACUUCCUCAUCACCGCCGCCCUCCUCGUCGUCAUCAUCGUGCCCAUUGACAUACUCAAAAAGCAUGGCAUCAUCUUCUGGGAGGACUGAGGGGCAGGCUACAGAAAGACCCACAGCAGGGAGUUUGGUCUGGUCUGAAUGGGCAAUUGCGUUCAUUACUAAUAUAUAAGUUUGGAAUCUGCUGCAAUGGAAGUGUGUGUGGGGAUAAGUAGUAGUGAUAGUAGCUGUAGUAGUAGUAGUAGUAGUAGUAGUAGUAGUAGUAAUAGUAAUUGUGUAGAAGGCAAAAUGGCACUUCCUUCAGGAUGUUCUUUGAGUAUCUGAUGUGUGUAGAGCAAGGCGGAGCAAAACCUUUGAGAAAGUAAUUUUUUAACACAUUUUUUAGGUCUGAGAUACGUAUAGUAAUGUGCAAUUUCUUUCACUUUGAUAUUCGUCGAGUUUGUAACAAAUUAAAAGAAUGGCAGUAAUCAAGGAGACGGUUCAGCAAGUUCUCAAGGUUGGUUGUGUUAUCAAUCGGGUGGAAGAAGUGACGAGUGGGAUGAAAUGUUUACUGUCCAGAGCCCUGCCGUGGAGUGCAGGGGUAGGGGGCGGAGGCUGUGACGUUUGUUGGGGUGGAAGUACUUCUCCCUUCUGCCGAUCAGUGGAGCCUCUCCCCUCCAGCCAUAGUGCUACCCAAAUGUGCCUAUUAUUGUGAAAACCCUUUACAUAUUAUGAUAUAUUUUACCCGAUGCGAUAAUGUGAUAAUAAAUACAUUGUCAGUGGUGAGAAAGAUAAUCCUGUCAAAUUUGUCACCAAAAUCAUAGGUGCAUAUGUUGACCUGGAUAUGUAUAUUUUUUUCCCCAGAGGUCGUCAAACUAAGGCAUGUUGUCUUGACCCUGUGACGUGUACAGUUCAAGAAGCUCAACAUUGGUUCGCAGUAAUUAACUUGUUGAGCUUUAUUAUCUACAGAACUCACAAACCACACACAUGUUCUCCAAUAAUCUUAACCCAGUAGCAGCGGGGAUCAUGUUUCUUAAUGGUCCCUCCAAGCGAGAAAAAUGAGAAAAAAUCACCCCUCACACAAGCCAUUUCAUAAUAUAUAUCAAAGCAUUUGUGAUCAGAUUAUGUAUCCUCUAUUUUUUGGGGUUAUAUCAUGGCACAAAUUUGGCCCGUCGCUGCUGCUGGAUUAAAUAAUGGAGCUAUACACUUCAUGACUAGCCAGUGAUAUCUGAUCAUGAAAAUUAGGGUUUCUAAGACAAUCUAAAGCACCUGGGACAAACAAGUGUCUGGAAACAAACCUUUAAUCUUACUCAGUUCAUUAAAAUAUAAAGUGAAAGAAAAGUAUCCCAUAACAUUGUGCCUAAGUUGAUUCUCAUUGUACAUUUAAAAUCUGACUUAUUUUAAACUUCAAUCAGAAAAAAAUAUAUUUCAAUUUGGAUAUGCAUUAAUUUCAGCCCUGAGCACUUUGCCAAGGCUGUCCUGGUCUUUGGUUCACCACUAUGUGUAUAUAUGAACUAUAGCGUGUAUUUACAAGAUUUUUUAUCCCUUCCUGUCUGUAUAUGUCAGUAUGAGUAUAUAAUCCUUUGUAUAGGCGAGGCAAUUCAAGACCCUUCCCUUCCUUCCCUUGCACCCAUCACCUUGAGUGGCUGCUGCUGCUCAUCUAGAAGUUAUUAUUUUGCACUGGUAGACUAGGGAGCGUUCACCAUACAUGUGAAUCAUACCAACUAUAGUCACUGGACACAAAGUUGGUCCAGGAGCCCCACCCUCUCCCUCACCCUCCCUCCAGGGUAUCUAUGACUCCUAACUCCAGGCUCCUUUCAUCCAGCCAAUCAGCUCAUAUACCAAGCUCUGUUCCAACAACCAUACAUAGAAAACUGGACUGCUGAAUUGCUAUUUGAAGACCACAUUUACAAAGAAGUGAAACCGGUUCUGUAUAAGUUUUGGGGGAAAAAACGGAAAAGCAGCAGACUACAGCCACCCAAGAAUGGACAAGAGGAAGCAAAGGGGAGGCCGUUGCAAAGGCUAUCUCCCCGACCAUCACUGAACUGGUACCUAUUGAAGAGGAGACGGAGCUUCUGGACCAACUUAGGGUACAGUGACUCUAGUACUCAUACCAGAAAAAAACCAGUGCUGUGGAAAAUGGAGCUGGGGCUGGGAGUUGAAAGGUUGUCAGAGUAAUUGUUUACCAGUCUUUAUUUUGACUAAUUCAUGCUCUUCCCUCGGUGGGUUCGUUUACGUGUGUGAAUAUUAAUUGGUGGUGAACUCACCCUCACGGACCUGAAGGCUGAGGAAGGGUGACUCAUAUUGCCUCAUCUUACCCAACCUGUUUUACAUAGGAUCUACAAGCACAAGUAAAAGUUUAGGUAUAUGCAUAUUUUUGUAUGAAUUAUAUUGACAGUAGUAUUUUGGAUGGUAUGGGAUGAAGUGAAUUCAUUUAUAGUUUCGAAGUUCACCGCUCAAAAUUAUGUAAUGGCAUGGAGGGAAACUUUAGAUGUUUCUCCUUGUCCUGCCACCCUCUGUUACCCUCACCUCAGAUAACACCCACCCACACACACCCACACCCACCCACACACACACACACACACACACACACACACACACACACACACACACACACACACACACACACACACACCUGUAGACAACAUCAACAUGCAUCAUUUCACAGCUCAGUGCUUUAUUAAACACGCACAGGACUCCGUUAUUAUAAUCAUUGUAACCACACGUGCAGUACUGUUAUUAAGUUCCUUACUAUAUACUGUACCACACCUUCAGAUUGUUUUACAGGUCGCAUCUUCAGUAUAAUGUAUGAUAACACCGCUCCAUAACUACAUAAUAUAUACUGAUCACUGUGUACUCAAUCAUAUUCAAACUGCAUGCAACACACUGCUUUAUGAAGUUACCCUCUACUGCUACAACACAGAAAAUACUAUAAAUAAAUACACUGUUUGUUAUCAGUAAGAAAACUCUAUUAGGCCAAAGGUUGAACUGUAAAAAUAGAAGGCUAGUUACACACUACUCCAGUGAAGUGAAGAAUGCUGCCAAAGAUUCUAGAGACUCCAAGGACUCUUUAAAGAUUCUCAACUCUUUGAAUGCCACCGUGACAUGCAUAAACAGUGGCAUGUUUAAUCAUGAGAAACUUAAGGAGAGGGAGGAAGGAGAAAAAGGCGCUCAGGUCUCAGGAUAUGGCUCAGUAGAAGGCAUUUGUGGGUACUCAUUUUACUUUUCAUCAUUUUAUUUUAUUUUUUUCUGAGCAGUGAUAAAUUUGAAGUGAAUAUUGGCUAGAAAAAAAGAAAUGGGACCUUGACUGAAUGGUGGCCCUACCGAAAUAUGCUCCUAUCAAUUAUUUUCAUCAUUUUUUCUUUAGCAAUGAUAAAUUUGAAGCAGUAAUUGAUUAGAUAAAAGAGAUGGGACCUUGACUGAAUAGUGGCUGUACUGAUUUAUGCUCCUAUCAAUUAUUCAUUAUUUUUUUCCUUGAGCAAUAAUAAAAUGUAAACAGUAAUUUGUUAGAGAAAAAGGGAGCUCUCGACUGAGUGGGCAUACUUAUAUAUCUAUCUUCAAAUAAAUGAUAACUAAUAGUAUAUCAUCUUUGUCAACAUACUUAGCAGGUUAUAUUCCCUCUCAACAUGUUUCAUUGUCAGUGUGUGGCUGGUUUUUGGUUUAACUUUUUUUUUUACCGUAAAGGAAGCAGCUUAAGGGGGGAAAAGAAGUGCUGAGUGCUGCUCCUGUAUAAAAAGAAUCAUUUGUGUGGUGAAAAAAAUAAGAGGAUCAAAUUUGGUUGUAGAGGUGUAUGUCUAUUUACUCUAUGGUUGUGUCACACUUUCCCUUUCUUUCCUAAACCACAGAAAAAAAACACAUUUCCUUCCUCUCCCAAAAAGGUAAAUCUUGCCCGUUUUAACUCCAUUCUUCUCGAUAUUUUAAUCUUUAUUUCUAAGUUAAUCAUGUAACUAUAUGUAGGUACCAGAUGAAGAUCGAGGUGAGUUGUGGGUUUUUCACUCAUUAUCUGUAUAUACUGUAUGUUGUAUGUAAUUAAUAAAGAAAAAGGCUAUGUAUUUAUUUGUCAGAUACUGUGUCUAUUAACUAUGUGGUGUUCUAGCUGCCCACACAAGUCCAUGUAGAUUACUAUAAAAUAAAUUAUCUCUACAGUCUA
Molecule: messenger RNA, 6633 nt
Organism: Eriocheir sinensis (Chinese mitten crab)
Lineage: Eukaryota; Metazoa; Arthropoda; Malacostraca; Decapoda; Varunidae
Product: putative ferric-chelate reductase 1 homolog
Exons: 13
Coding region: 180-2597 (805 amino acids)
Molecular function (GO): oxidoreductase activity, acting on metal ions
Source: RefSeq, a predicted model, not a curated record